UACAGUAUUCAUGCAUGUAGCUGUGUAAAUAACGUAUAGCUACGAAAAAUGCAUAUCACUUUUUUUUUUUUUACUGUGGAUUAUUUCAUUAACUUUUUUGAUGUACAUACAUUUCUAGUAAUAUUCAUUAACUCGACAUCCGUCGCCUAAUCGUGAUUGAUGUGAUUAAGGCAUUUCUCCAUAGUUCUGUUAAAGGUCAUUCACGAUUCUGUUGUCUUAAGACGUGAAUAAGAGGUGGAGAAAGUGCGAGGUAGAGGUGGAGAGUGCGAGAAAAACCGAUGAAUUUCAAGUAGAAAAUGCGUAAAUACGAGAAUUAGAGUUAGAGAACGUGUGAAUAAGAGGCGGAGAAUGCGUGGAUUUGAAGUGGAGAAAACUUGGAUCAGAGGCGGCGAAGGCAUUCAACAGGGGUUGCUAUUGCGUGAAUCCCAGGUGGAAAAGGCGUGAAUUGGAGGUGGAAAAAAAACCAAACACGAAUCAGAUGUGGAAUGCAUGAAAACAUGCCAAACCGCUGCAGAGAGAUUUCGCCUUGCAUUUUGAUCGUCGGGAUUGCGAGAUCUGGAUUUAGUUUUAUACUUUGAAGACUGACCUGACCACAAGAUAUGGAUUUAAAGAAACGGAAAAUAUUUCUUGUGCUGUUGGGAGCUUGUGGGGUUAUUCUCAUAUUGCUGCCAAAUUUGUUAGAGUUCGGAUCGACACAUGAAAUCUUCGUAUUAGCGGCAAAUUUUCACAAUAGUUCUCUUUCAUAUUUAACAUCACUGAACUUAAAUCCCAGCGUUCUUUCAAAGGAUAAUCACGGACUCCAACAUGCAGUUACCGAGGAUAGAUUUAAAGAAAGUUUAAAUAAAUUGUUGAGGAAUCCGAAAUUAAAUGUAACAAACGAAAUUUUACGUUACAAAAAUAUGCAUAAUAAAAGUAACAUACAUAACGAUAUUCCUAAUGCUUUAAAAGAUGUAGUGAAUAAUGACUUAGCGACUGAACAACCAAACAGUGAUGAAAGAAGCUCAGAAAAGACAAAACCAUUUAAUCCUAGUAAGGAUUUUUCUUCUGAAAGUGAUUCAUAUUUAGAAACGAGAAGAGAUUCUAAGGUUAGAAUAAAAAUUGUGUCAUCUGAUCCAUUUGUGCGAGAUAGAUCACGUGAAUCCCGUCCUGUAAAUAGCCAAUCAGUAUUAAAUUAUCAACAUUCCAAAUUCAGUGACACUAGUGAAACAUCGAAGAAAGCCCAAAAUGUUGUAGAAGAUCCACAGUCGGAUCAAGAUGUGCCAGUGUAUGAAAGACAGACAACACAGACUGCCAAAGCUUCUGAUGUAAUCCGAAGCUCAAAUGAUAUUUCUGAAGAAGUUCAUCCAGUUAACACUGUAUCUGUUCAAGAAGAGGUUAACAUACAAGACAAUCAUGGUUCAUACAACGAAAAUCCCAUUCAAAAUGGAAAUAUACCAUAUCAAGUGAAUAAUGAAAAUACAGAAGACACGGGCUUAGAUAAAAAGUCAGUUAACCGACCGAAUGACCACGCGGAGAGUGAUAUAAAUAAUGCAAUUGCAUCUCAAGAAAACACGAAUCCUAGAGAACUUACUGGAACUAUGAGUGAUUCUAGACCUUUUGAUCAAGAAAAGUUUAAUACGAUUCCAUCCCAAAUUGAACAGCAUUCUCCUGGAAAUAAUGUUUACCAACAGACUGAGAAAAUCUCCAAACCUGAACCCUUUGAACGUCAAGCAGAUCAUGUUGAUACAAAUUACGGUAAAGAUUUAGUUAGAGAAGUAGGGUUUACUGUAGAUUCAAGCUGUAUAAGGCGUGUAACUGGAGUGGAAGAUAUUCUGUGCAUGAAUCGACCACAGUUCUUACCGGAUUUCCGGAAUCCUUGCUGGUACCAGCGAGGUUCUUUGAGAUGUCUGCCAUAUUUCCAUAUCAUCGGCGUGUGUAAAACGGGAACCACUGAUUUAUUCGAGCGACUUUCCCAUCAUCCUCAGAUACUGAAAAACAAUGGCAUUUUGGGUAAAGAGACCUGGUACUGGACCUGGCAGCGGUAUGGCCACAGUAACUUCUACAAGACAAUUACUGACCGUAAGACACUUGACAACUUUAUUGACCAAUUUGACGCUGAUACCAUAGAACGCUACACAAAGAGAAUGCCCAACGGAUCAUUGUACCACCCUGUUGUGACCGGACAUGGUGACCCAAUGGAUUUCUGGGACCAGUCGUCAUGGAAACGGAUUCCACAGAAUGACCCCACCACUGACACUCCGGAAGUUACCACACCCAGUCUUAUCAAGCAUGUGAACCCCAGUGUAAAAUUGAUCUUGAUUUUAAGAGACCCAGUAGAAAGAUUAUUCAGUAAUUAUUUGCACGGAAAAUUUGGAACGACAGCAGCAGAAUUCCAUAGGGAUGUACUGAUGUCACGAUCACUGCUUACGUCAUGCACGAGAAACCGGAGCAUGAAGUCAUGUCUGUACGAUGAGAAUAUAAUCAGAAGUCUAAGGGUACCAAUAUCCGGAAGUUUCUACUCCGUCCAUUUACAAGAAUGGUUAAAAGUGUUUCCUAGGAAACAGAUAUUCAUACUCAAGACUGAGGAGUUUUCACAAAAGAUUGCAGAUACAUUGCUACGCAUUUUCAGAUUUCUGCAUCUAGACCCACUGCCAACUAGAGAUCUAUACCGCAUAGCCAACAUGCCACAUUUUUACAACACCAAAGCCAAGGAAACUUCCGGCGAGAUUCAAGACGAAACGAAAACUAUUCUACGCUCUCUGUUUGAACCUUACAACAACGAACUGGCUGCUAUUCUAAAUGAUCAGAAAUAUAAUUUCAAUAAUAUCUGAAAAUACCUAAUCGGCAAUGAUGUUAUUUCAGUAACGUUUUAACAGAAAGCUUAUAUCUGUAGAGCAUGACCGGGAACCGUUCAAAUUUUGAAAUUUACACAUAGGCUUUAAAUAUCUAAAACCUGCAUUGAAUACUCAUAUGCUUAUAAAAUAAUGCCGACGUCUCGCAUAAUGAAAUAUUAGCAGUGUAAAGUCUAAGUUCUAGGUCGUGCGGCGUUGAGGAGUCCGAACGUGCUCGUGCAAGUGUAAUACCAGUGACAGUUGAAUGAAUUUGUGCAAACUUGAGUCAGAGCAGAUAUUUAUGUAACUGUGCGGAUUUGCUUUUCAUUUAAGAAUCGAUGUGUUUCAAUAAUUCAUGAAACCGUAUAUAAUAGACAAAUCUGUAAUGUGUUGAUAUUUGGAGUGAACUACAAGGAUGCCAGGGUGAAGGAUAUUAAAGGAGAAUUAGUAUGGUUAUUAUCACAUUACAUCUGAAGAGACUUCUGCUGUAUAAAGACCGUGGGAUGGCAUCAGAAUUGUAUAACAAGCUCUUUGAAAUAUAAUCUACUUCCAAGUGUUGUUUCAAAUUUAAGGAUCUGAUAGAUGCACAUAUAUAAUGUUGACAGAUGUGAAUAUUGCUGCACUGAAAUGACCCGUACUGACCUAGUGCAAUAGAGAAUGUCGGCGCUUCAAAGAACUCCAUUUUUCCGUAGCUGGAAACCUUGAGUAGUACUUUGUGUAGACUAGCUCCUAGACUAUGAUAUAUCUUUUUACAAUUUUAUGAUUGAAUGUAGUGAACUGAGCCAGUGUAUAUCCUAUGUCCAAUAUCAGUCCUGUCUGAAAAUCUCUAAAAUAGACUGGCUUUUGUCUCUAUGAAAUUGAAUUUGUCAAAAAAGGGAAAAUAUAGAAAUAUAGUUAUUAUCAGUCUAGUGGUUAGUCUAUACUUUGUGAUGCGCAUGCAUAUUAUAUAGGAGGGGAGAUCGAAAAGUUUUUUUUUUAUUAUUCAGUUUUCGUUUUAUUGUAUUUUAUAUAAUGUUUCUACAUGCAUCGAGGUUUUAUGAAUACAGUCUUUCAAAAUGUACGUUCUUCCGUCCGUUAACACUGAUUAACGUUUCUGUAUCAUAAACAUGUCAUAUUAACUUUUUUUGAAGUCGGUAAAAUUGCUUUUGAAAACAAAAACCAGAACAGCUACAGGUCUCUAAUUAAACAUGGCAGCAAUAUAAAAUCUAAUACCAAACAUUUAUAGGAAAGUCAUGCCUGACUAGCUAUUUGGUAUAAGUUAAAGACAUGAAAACUUUCAUUACACAGACUGGCAACAUAUAGCCACUUUAAACGGAGGAGUUUUAGACUAAUUAUAUCUCCAAGAUCUAUUUCAAAUUUUUAUAUUGUAAGUUAUAAACUUACCCUACAGGCUACGGUGCAUAAUUAAAAUCAGAUUAUGAAGAGAUGAAUGCUUACUGUCAUAAUAUGCAUUUGAUUUACCCAUUUACUUGUUUAUGCUACAUAGAGUUAACGGCUGUUUGCUUCGUGUUAAAACAUCUGCAGAACCCCUCGUGAUACGUUUUCGCCCGAGCCUUUAUUACUUACAGUCACUUGAGAUUCUGCAAAUGUUAUAUAACACGUAAAACAUGCGUCAUCCCUACAUUUGUUACUUUCAAGUAUGGUGAAACCGCUUACAGAGAUUGUUUACAUUUGUAUUUUAAAACUUUUUUUCAUCUUUUUAACCAGUUCAAGCCAUCUUUUUACAAUGACAGAAAUUAAAGUUUUACAAAGUUAAA
Messenger RNA from Mercenaria mercenaria, 4567 nucleotides. RefSeq lists its product as uncharacterized. The coding region runs from base 600 to 2810 and encodes 736 amino acids. The transcript has 8 exons. Gene Ontology annotation, molecular function: N-acetylgalactosamine 4-sulfate 6-O-sulfotransferase activity. The record is from RefSeq and is a predicted model, not a curated record. Gene Ontology annotation, biological process: hexose biosynthetic process. NCBI's taxonomy places the organism in Eukaryota, Metazoa, Mollusca, Bivalvia, Venerida, Veneridae.